This is a messenger RNA of Exserohilum turcica Et28A, 660 nucleotides long. RefSeq lists its product as uncharacterized. Gene Ontology annotation, molecular function: catalytic activity. NCBI's taxonomy places the organism in Eukaryota, Fungi, Ascomycota, Dothideomycetes, Pleosporales, Pleosporaceae. The record is from RefSeq and is a predicted model, not a curated record. The coding region runs from base 1 to 657 and encodes 218 amino acids. The transcript has a single exon.
AUGCGCCCGGCACCUGAGAAACUAGUCUCCCAACUUCUAUCUACGAUUGAAGAGCGCAUCAUCCCACUUACACGACAAGGCGUCUCGAGCGGAUCCAAGCUCUUUGGAGCAGCUAUUCUGUCCCGCAAGGACCUUACACCUUAUACGCUUGCCACAAACAACGAGCGCGUCUCGCCAUUACUUCAUGGCGAAAUCAACUGCAUCCAACAAUUCUGCACAGUCGACUUUCCCAACCCGUCGACACGUCCCCAUCCAGCCAAGGAUUGCAUUUUCCUCGCCACGCAUGAGCCUUGUUCGCUGUGUUUGAGCGGCAUCACGUGGGCUGGCUUCAACGAAUUCUACUACCUGUUUACCUAUGAAGACAGUCGGGAUUUGUUCGGGAUCCCGUACGAUAUCGAUAUCUUGCAAGAGGUAUUCAGAGUCCAGGGCGAGGGCGAGAGCGAGCAGCAAGUGCAAAAGAGGGAGCUGUAUAACCGCAAGAACAAGUUUUUCACCGCGAAGAGCUUUGCAGAUGUAGUGAGCGAGAUUGGUGAUGAGAAGGAGAGGGAUAGAUUGACGGCAGAGAUUGAGCGAGUAAAGGGGCUGUAUCAUAGUUUGAGUGAAACAUAUCAAGAAGGAAAGAAGGCUGGUACGGAAAGCUCGAGUGUGUGGAAGUAGGAU